UUCCGUCGCUCUACUUCCGUGUCCAUCCAGGGUGACCAAAUUCGCUUCGCUAAAUAAUUCUGAAUUAGUACUCAAUGUACCGAAGCCUCGACAUAGUACGUCUGCUUACCUGGAGGAAAAUAAUCAUGAUUCGAUCUUCGUGAACAUGUGCGCAAAAAUGGUGAAAGAAGAGUACGAGGAGGGCUUUUGUGGAAUAAAAGAGGGUGACGAGGGUCAACGACUGGACGCUGUCUUCAAGAAGCCUCACGAUGUUUUACACGACGUCACUGAAGAUCUUCAAGCAGACCUGCAGGAGCCAGAUGUCUUUUCCAAUAAAGAGGAGGGGCCCUCCCACGUCAAAAGGGAAGACGGGCCAGAGUCACUUCGUAUUAAAGAAGAAGAGCUGGCGUUACAUAUCACAGAGUUUCCAUUGACAGCCAUUGUUAAGUGUGAAGAAGAUGAUUAUAAUGAUGGGGAUGAAAGAGAAGACUGUCAAGGACCCCAAGAAGAUGGCCUCUUGGCUCCACUAUCAGAGAGUGAUAUGUCACACACUGAUGAUGGUGGUGGUGACGUUGAACACGUCAAAGGUGAUGUCUCAUGUCACCUUGAUAACAAAUCCAUAAAAUGUCCUCAGUGUGACAAAAUCUUUUUCGACAAGUCACAGUUGAAAAGACACACGAGAACUCACAAUCUAGAAAAGCCUUUUGCCUGCUCAGCUUGUGCAAAAACAUUUGCUCAUAAGGGACACUUGAACAUACACAUGCGGAUGCACACUAAGGAGAAACCUUUUUCCUGCUCACUUUGUGGCCUGAAAGUAACGCAUAAGAGUAGCUUAACAAAUCACAUGAGAAUUCACACGGGAGAGAAACCCUUUGUCUGCUCAGUCUGCAACUUAAGUUUCGGAAGACGUUCAUAUUUGAUAAAACACACACGAAUACACACUGGGGAGAAACCAUUUUCCUGUGUAGUUUGUGACAAAAGAUUCUGUAUAAAGGCAGAUUUAAAAACGCACACAAGAACGCAUACUGGGGAAAAACCUUUUGCCUGUUCGGUUUGUGCCAAAUCUUUUUCUUUGAAGGGAAGUUUAAGAAUACACACAAGAACACACACUGGGGAGAAGCCAUUUGUCUGCCCAGUUUGUGGUAAAAGUUUCACUGUGAAAACAUGUUUAAUAAGGCACGCAAGAACACACAAUGGUGAGAAACCUUUUGCCUGUUCAGUUUGUGGUCAAAGAUUCCAUGUGAAGACAUGCUUGAUAAGACACACUAGAACACACACUGGAGAGAAACCUUUUGCUUGCACAGUCUGCGAUUUAACUUUCAUCGAUCGCACAGGAUUAGUUCGACACACAAGAACACACACUGGGGAGAAACUGUUUGCUUGCUCAGUUUGUGGUAAAAGUUUCACGCAAAGAUGCAUAUUAGAGAAACACACCAGAAUACACACUGGUGAAAAACCAUUCAGUUGCAGCCUGUGCGAUAAAAGAUUCUCUCGUAAGGACCGAGUUAAGAGACACAAGUGUGCUGGUGAGAAAACGAGUGGCAAGUGAAACAUGAACUCUGAAGCCAGUUGGCAAAGUGCACAUGUGGCCCGAAAUAAAAUUUUGAAACGG
Messenger RNA from Syngnathus typhle (broad-nosed pipefish), 1591 nucleotides. RefSeq names its product zinc finger protein OZF-like. Bases 146 to 1528 code for a protein of 460 amino acids. Gene Ontology annotation, cellular component: nucleus. Gene Ontology annotation, molecular function: DNA-binding transcription activator activity, RNA polymerase II-specific; RNA polymerase II cis-regulatory region sequence-specific DNA binding. NCBI's taxonomy places the organism in Eukaryota, Metazoa, Chordata, Actinopteri, Syngnathiformes, Syngnathidae. The record is from RefSeq and is a predicted model, not a curated record. Gene Ontology annotation, biological process: regulation of transcription by RNA polymerase II. The transcript is spliced from 3 exons.